AUGUUCAAAAAAAUCGUCCUCAUUGGCGCCACGGGCUCCAUCGGUAGCGUUGUCCUGGCUGCCCUGGAGAAGGAGCCCAGCUUUACCAUUACCCUCAUACAACGUGCCUCUUCCAAGGCCAAGUUGCCUGCGCACCUCAAGGCAAUCACAGUCCCUGACUCGUACCCUACGGACGAGCUGAUUCCUGCAUUUCAAGGUCAGGAUGUUGUUAUAAACUGCAUGACCUCGUUAUCGGUGGCCGAUCAGUUUCGCAUCAUUGACGCGGCCAUUGCGGCGGGCAUACGUCGCUAUGUGCCUAGCGAGUAUGGUCUCAACAACAUGAGACAUGACGCCCAAGCACUGAACCUGGUCUUUCACGAUAAAGGUAAGAUUCAAGAGUACCUCCGAGCCAAAGCUCAAGAAGGGGUUAUUGAGUGGAUGAGCAUAUCGUGCGGCAUGUGGAUUCGUUGGUCUAUGGCAAAUGACUUCCUUGGUAUGCACAUUGGCCAGCGACGAUUUGUCUUUUGGGAUGAUGGCGAAGGAUACUUCUCUUGCACAACCGAGGAGAACUCAGCUCAGGGCUUAGUUAACGCUUUGCUUGCCGCUGGUACUGAUCGCGAUGUCUGGAAGAAUACCAAUAUCUAUCUGAGCGACUUCGCUAUCACUCAAAAGCAACUUCUUGAAGCCAUCGAGCGUAUCCAAGGUGUCAAGUACGCCACAGAGAGCAUCGAUAGCAAGAGUUUCAUUGAGGAGAAGCAGGCUUCCGUGGCUGCCGGAGAUGUCAAGGCCACCUUUGCCCUUAUAGAGACCGGAUUUGUCACAGGGCGUUAUGGUGGCCACCUCGAGAAAGAGGGCGGGAUCCAGAAUGACAAGCUUCAUUUGCCUAAAAGGACGCUGGAUGAGGUGGUCGAGGCUGCAUUGAAGGCAUACGGUGCUACUUGA
This is a messenger RNA of Trichoderma aggressivum f. europaeum, 921 nucleotides long. RefSeq lists its product as uncharacterized. The transcript has a single exon. Bases 1 to 921 code for a protein of 306 amino acids. Gene Ontology annotation, molecular function: oxidoreductase activity. The record is from RefSeq and is a predicted model, not a curated record. NCBI's taxonomy places the organism in Eukaryota, Fungi, Ascomycota, Sordariomycetes, Hypocreales, Hypocreaceae.